AUGAGCUUUCGCCCUCGUCGCAACAAAACGCAACCCAGAGUUCUGUUUCGACAUCAAAUCAAGGCCAUGGCUGCAGCUGCAGACUCACAUCCCGUGCGGAGCCAGUCUGACCAUGGGCCAUCUCCAGGCAAUAUGACUGAAACCGCGAUCCCGGACCUCUUCGCCUCGCAGCCUCCGGUUGUUGACAUGCUCCAGACACAAUCGUCACAGCUUCAGCAGGACACCAUCGACGAGUGUCUGCCUUUUCUGAGCGGAGAAGAACAUGCAGGCAAAUGUAAUCAGUACGGCGUCCCCCGCCUAGACAAACAGCGCCACGUCAAGUUUCUGCACAAGAUGCUUGGCAGCCUUCCACCGCAGUUUACGGCUGCAGAUCCCAGCCGGCCGUGGUUCUUUUACUGGUGUCUCUCAGCGCUGACGUUGCUGGGAGAGGACGUCAGUGUCUAUCGCGAGAGUCUAGUCAAAACUGUCCGCCCCAUCCAGAAUGCCAGCGGCGGCUUUGGGGGAGGCGUCGGCCAGGAUUCUCACUUGGCGACCACUUAUGCCACCGUGUUGGCACUGAUGCUCGUGGGUGGAGAAGAGGCGUAUAAAGUAAUAGACAGGCGUGCAAUGUGGAAAUGGCUCUCCUCGCUGAAGCAGGCUGAUGGAGGCUUUCAGAUGGUCGUAGGAGGCGAAGAGGAUGUACGAGGCGCAUACUGCGCAUCAGUUAUCAUUUCUCUGCUCGGGAUUCCCCUCGAGACAUCAGCCGACUCGCCUGCUUUCGCCGCCGGACACAAAACCCUCUUCAGCGGUCUCGGAGAGUGGAUAGGCAGAUGCCAGACAUAUGAAGGUGGCGUGGCUGCAAUCCCGGGGAUCGAGGCACACGGGGCGUAUGCCUUCUGUGCCCUCGCGUGCCUGUCCAUACUGGAUUCUCCGCAUCGUUCCAUACCAAAAUACAUGAACAUGCCACGACUGAUUGCAUGGCUGUCUUCUCGCCAGUACGCACCAGAAGGCGGCUUCUCUGGACGCACAAACAAGCUCGUAGACGGCUGUUACAGCCACUGGGUUGGGGGAUGCUGGCCGCUCAUCCAGGCCGCCUUGAGCGGGCCACGCAGUGGUGAGGCCAGAUCCGCAGACCAGCAGGCCGCAGAUACUGGCAGCCUAUUCAGUCGUAACGGGCUGAUCCGUUACAUUUUAUGCUGCUGCCAGGAUCAGACCCCUCGCGGUGGCUUGAGGGAUAAGCCAAGCAAAUACUCAGAUGCCUACCACACAUGCUAUGUGCUAGCUGGCCUAAGCUCCGCACAGCAUAAGUGGACUGUACAGACUGCACGGCCAACUGGUUCUGCCGGCGGCGCUGACGAGUGGGAGGCUCUGCCAUAUAUCGAGGACGAGCAAGUAUUCGAUGAAAAUGACCGAAUUGGAACGACACAUCCCGUAUACGUAAUACCUCAGCACAAGGUCGAAGCUGCGUGGGAGUAUUAUGCUUCCAACAUGAGUAUCUGA
Messenger RNA from Beauveria bassiana ARSEF 2860, 1479 nucleotides. RefSeq names its product prenyltransferase and squalene oxidase. Gene Ontology annotation, molecular function: protein farnesyltransferase activity. Bases 1 to 1479 code for a protein of 492 amino acids. Gene Ontology annotation, biological process: protein farnesylation. The record is from RefSeq and is a predicted model, not a curated record. NCBI's taxonomy places the organism in Eukaryota, Fungi, Ascomycota, Sordariomycetes, Hypocreales, Cordycipitaceae. Gene Ontology annotation, cellular component: protein farnesyltransferase complex. The transcript has 5 exons.